AUGCUGAUUCUGCCAACGCUCGAGGCUUUCACCGUGCGGGCCAUGGUCCCCGGCGUGCUCGAGACGCCGGUUGCCUUGACGCUGCGCCCGGACUGGACCGUCGCGCUGGCCGUCGAGGCCCUCGAGAUGCAGCUGCUGGCGACGCGCGGCCUCGCGAUGCGCGUCGUCUUCGUCUUCAACGACACGCGGGCGCCCGAGCACAUGAUUCCGUUCCACGAGACCGUCGGCGACCUCUUCGGCGCCGAUGACGGCUUCUACGCCUUUGGCGAGGUGUACACGCCGUCGACCACGCGCAGCGUUGCGCCGGACGAGACCUCGGCCAAGGCCAAGGUGCCGGUCGUCAUCAUGACCGGAUUCCUUGGCGCGGGCAAGACGUCGCUCCUCAACAACCUCCUCUUCCAGCAGCGCACGCUCAAGAUCGCGGUCAUCGAGAACGAGUUUGGCGAAGUCGCGAUCGACAACGACCUCCUCGCGUCGCACGCGCUCUCGGUCGCCGACCAGCUCAUCGUGCUCGAGAACGGCUGCAUGUGCUGCACCGUGCGCGGCGACAUCCUCGGCGCGUUCGCCUCGAUCCGCGACAAAGUCGUCAACGAGAAUGCGCACUUGGACAUGGUGCUCAUCGAGACGACGGGCAUGGCCGACCCGCUCCCGAUCGUGCGCACGAUCACCAACACGCCAGCGAUCACCGAUGCAUUUGGCAUGAAGGGCAUCGUGACGGUCGUUGAUGCGUGCAACAUUGGCCAGCUCCUCGAGGAAGAGAACCCGGAAGCGCUCUCGCAGAUCCUCCUCGCCGACCUCAUUGUCGUCUCGAAAACAGACCUCGUGCACACGCGCGCCGAGCUCCUCUCACUCUUUGAGACGCUGCGCGAGAUGAACCCAAGCGCGCGCAUCCGGCCGUGCGUCCGCGGCAACAUGCCGUUCGAUGUGUUUUACCAGCUCACGUCGUUCGACUUGCAGAAAAUGGCCAUCGACGAAAGCAACGAGAUGGACGACGCGCACGACCACGACCACUGCGACCAUGAUCACUGCGACCACGACCAUGACCACGACCAUGACCAUGACCAUGCACCCGCGCCCAAGAAGUCGCGCCACGGUGCCAAGACGUCGUCGUUUGCGAUCGUUUUGGACGACCACGCCGUCGACAUGUUUCUCUUUGCCCAGUGGAUGCGGCGGCUGGUCUUGCCGGCCAAAGACGGAGACGCGGCCAAGCAGCGAUUGUACCGUUGCAAGGCCAUUUUGUCGGUCGACGGCGUCGAGAAGAAGCUCGUCUUUCACGCAGUCGGCGACGUCGUCGAGCGCGAGUGGCUGCCUGUUCCCAAGGCGCACGGGUGCAAGGUGGUCUUUAUUGGCCGGCACCUCAUGGAAGAGAGCCUUCGCGCGCAGUUUAUGGCGAUCGUCUACAAGCCGUCGCGCCGUCGUGGGCCGGUGGCAGUGGCCACUCGAGGCUUGGAAGGUCUCUCGGUGCCGCUGCUUCGCCGACUCGGGCGCUUCUUGACCUCGGACGACGUGCUCCGCGUCGCACAGACAAGCCGCGCGCUGCAUGCGGCGUGGUCGCACACGGGCCAGCCGUACGGCGGCGAGAGCUCGCUGACAGCGUUCCAGGACCUCAAGCGCAUGUACGUGCAUCCAUUCGUACCGGUCCCGGCGCUUCCGUCGUUUCUGCGGGCGUGGAAGCAGGCGGCCGUCGACGUUGUGGGCAUGUCGACGGUCAAGUACCGGUCGCCGGCGCACGUGGACGCGGCGGCGGUCGCGUACCUCGAGCUCGCGCGCCUCGCGGAAGCGUCGAGCCGCAACUUUCUCAUGGACUUUACGUGGCGCGAAGAGACGUUAAACACGUUUUUUGCGACGCCGACCGCGACGACGAGCUCGACGCUGAUUAAAACCGAGUACGAGUACGAAGACGAAGACGAGUUUGACCCGAUCUGUGACGUGAUCCGCUUCCGCCUCUUUCUCGUGCCGGAUGCGACCGGCCACCGCCUCGAGAUCCAGAUCGUGGGUGGGAAGACGUCGUCGCAGAUCUACCAAGUGUCGUUCCACUCGAUCCACCCGACGUUCCAGGUCCACGUUGCGAUUCCCGACCACCGCAUGCCCCGGGUCGCGACGAAGGAGGUCUUUUACCCCGGCCACCCGUUCUUGCACGCGCUCAAGACGGAGCGAUCGCUGCGCUUCAUCGUACGCAUCAAGCCCGACGGCAGCGGGCCCCUCGGCGAAAUGUGCGGCUGCUGUUAG
Messenger RNA from Saprolegnia parasitica CBS 223.65, 2229 nucleotides. RefSeq lists its product as hypothetical. Gene Ontology annotation, cellular component: cytoplasm. NCBI's taxonomy places the organism in Eukaryota, Oomycota, Saprolegniomycetes, Saprolegniales, Saprolegniaceae. Bases 1 to 2229 code for a protein of 742 amino acids. The transcript has a single exon. The record is from RefSeq and is a predicted model, not a curated record.